This is a messenger RNA of Lates calcarifer (barramundi perch), 3668 nucleotides long. RefSeq names its product zinc finger and BTB domain containing 33 (gene zbtb33). Gene Ontology annotation, cellular component: nucleus. Gene Ontology annotation, biological process: regulation of transcription by RNA polymerase II. Gene Ontology annotation, molecular function: DNA-binding transcription factor activity, RNA polymerase II-specific; protein binding; RNA polymerase II cis-regulatory region sequence-specific DNA binding. NCBI's taxonomy places the organism in Eukaryota, Metazoa, Chordata, Actinopteri, Centropomidae. The record is from RefSeq and is a predicted model, not a curated record. The transcript has 2 exons. The coding region runs from base 209 to 2098 and encodes 629 amino acids.
GGAGGCUCACCUGCAGGCCAAGGAGUAUUCAUUGAAGGGUAUAACAUGAACAUGACAUUACAGCACUAAACACGCGAGGCAGUUUGAUAAGUACCAGGGAGAGAGGAGAGUGUCCGAGCAGCUUCAUAAAGAUUUCAGCGGCAACAAAGUGUCUUUAGCGGGAUGGAUUUGGGAAAGAAAACCCGAACUUGGCCGAAGAUCCACGGACAUGCCAAGUCUAAAGCUGAUAUCUGCGACCGACACACAGUAUUCAGCAGCUGUGCUGAAGUCAAUGAACGAGCAGAGGAAUCAUGGAUUAUUCUGUGACGUCACCAUCAUCAUACAGGACAAGAAAUUCAGAGCUCACAAAACAAUCCUGUCUGCCUCAAGUACGUACUUCCACCAGCUCUUCAGUGUGGCUGGACAGGUGAUCGAGUUAAACUUCAUCAGAGCAGAAAUCUUUGAGGAGAUUCUUAACUACAUGUAUAGCUCCAAGAUUAUCCGUGUGCGCUCCGACAUGCUGGAGGAGCUCAUAAAUGCUGGACAGAUACUGGGAGUGAAGUUCAUUGCAAACUUGGGGUCACCGUUAUCGCAAGUGAAGGGUCUGCCUGGUUUGUCUAAAGAGGCGGAAAACAAAAGUGACACAUCCACAGAGAUGAUGCCGAUCAUCACUGAGUCCUUCUCAAUAUCUGCAGAGGAGUUCAAUCAGACGAGCCGCCCUGCAGGUAACGAUGAGGACUCGGAUAAUGAUGUUAUGUUCGUCUCGCAAACAGAUGCUCAAACCAGAGCAGCCAAUGACAAAGCCAACUCUGGUGAGGUCAUCGAUGUGGAUACAGCCGAUUCAGAAAAUGUAGCGUCAAAGCAAAAUGAAGAAUCAAAUCAUGCAGCUGUAAAACAUAAAGACAAAGCCACAUCCACCGUGAGGACAUGUGCUGCAAAGACUCCCAGUGACAGUUGUCCUAACCCCAGUUUGCCAGACAGCAGCCCUCUGUGCAGUCCAGACUCCAGCUCCAAUAACUCGUCUUCCCCUGCCAGAGUUUCCUCAGGAAGUGCUCCCGCAACACCAGCGAGAUCAAGCAGUUUCACCCCGGAGCCCUCGAGUGCCUCUCAGUCCUCGGAGAACAGCGAUAUAAUGGGAGUCCACAAGAAACAAGUCUCCACUUCAUCUCAGCAGGGGAAUUUCAAAAUAAGGCUCUUAGAUGUUUCUUCUGAAAGCCCAGCGAAUCAGCCUAACAUUCCCAAAUCAGCAAUAGCAGCAAAAAAGACAGUGACGCUCAAAACAGCCACAGAGAUUGAUUCCAUUUCUUCAGGCUGUAAAGUGUACGCCAAUAUUGGAGAAAAUACUUAUGACAUUGUUCCAGUGAAGGAAGAUCCAGGCGAAGGAGGCUCUAAAGCCAAUAAAGGGAAGAGGUCGUUCAUGGCGACACCUUUAAAACCCUUCGACAAAACGCCCCUGUCACCGAAGACUGGCCCAAACAAGAAGAAGACCAAAACUGAGCUUGAGGAUCACUACGAGCUGAUCAUGGACGGGAAGACUUUCUACGUGUGCAUCGUCUGCAAGCGCCCCUAUGUGUGUCUGACGAGUCUCCGCCGUCACUUCAACACACACUCGUGGGAGAAGAAGUACCCGUGUCGCUACUGUAACAAAGUCUUUGCCUUAGCCGAGUACAGAACUAAACACGAAAUCCACCACACAGGAGAGAGGAGGUAUCAGUGCUUGUUGUGCAAUGAAAUGUUCAUAAACUACCAGUUACUGUCCACCCACUGCAAGCAAGUCCACAACCAGGAUCCCAGCGGGAGGAAGGAGAAGGACGACGCCGACAACAACUUGUACCGCCUGCUGCCAUGUAAAACGGUACAGAUGAAGCCGUAUUCAUGGACGACUGAAGGGCAGGGGGGGGUCCCCGUCAUCUCCGAGGACGGCAGCGUGCAUCACAUAGCCGCUGUCAGCGAAGACGUCCACUCUUCCACCCAGAGCAGGAUGUUGAACUGGGACGACAUCUUCGUCGAGCCUGAUGCACACAUGCCGCCAGACGCCCACGCCCGACCAGGGUCAACCAUGAACAGUCCAGCACAGGGCGCCACAGAGUUUGACUUUGUUAUACCAGAGACCUACUGAGCAACACUCGCUGCUCCAGUGCCUGUGCCUUUUAGGUGCCCCACCCACCCUUUUUUCUUCUUGGUUCCAUGACAACAAUAUUCUUCAGUAAUUUUCAAUAGUGUCGGCGUAAGGUUCGGUCACAUUAGUCCUUCCGCUCAAUGAAAAUGGUGGUGUAAUAUUGCACUAAACAUGGUGAUGAUGCAGAUGCACAUGGUUGAAGGUGAACUCUGAACUGUGAGUCCACCAGAGUCAGCUGAAGAUUGCACCAAAACAGGAAAGGGAUGCUUGAAUAUGUCCGUCAUGGGAGACGGAGCAGAUAGUCGCAGUCGACGGAAGUGUAAUGUGACCGUUCCUUUACUCAUGUUACUCUGCUUUUGUAAUAGCCUUGAUCAUUAUGAUGUUAGCAAAUAAGCAUAGAAGUGGUUCACACGCAGUAAACAAGUUUAUAUGAAUGAUAAAAACUGUCCCAGAGAAAUAAAAGGUGCUCAAGGCCUAAUUCAACAGCUGUGAUAAAAAGGCAAAAAAAUCAUGUGUUUAAAUGUUCACAGUACGAGGCCUCAAAAUCUGUGUCAGCCAGAAGUUUCAGCUACAGGAUCUGAAGCACAAAUCACUGACAUGAAACAUUUAAAUCGUGCUCGGUCCUGUUUCAGCAGUGAUUUUUAACAUAUAGGCCAUGUUUCCGAAAUCAGUCAGUGACAUUAAGCAGCCCACUGAGUCCCAUUUAACAAAAUAGAAACAGGGUUACCUACUUCAGAGAGUGAAACCUCAGUUGAUGAUUAUGUAACCAGGUGACCUUGUUUUCUGGUCAGGAUACAUUAAUGUGUUUCCGAUUCGUAUAAAAUACAUUAAUGCAAUAAAAGGAGGUCGGUCCAAUCUGUCAUCAACUGAAGAAUCAAUCAGGAAUAGAUCUGAUCAUUCCUGGCCCCUGUUUGAGACCUAAUUCUGUACAAGAGAAUAUGAUCUAAAAUAUAUUUUUUCAUUAUGUGAUUGUUGGAAAUCCCACAUCAGGGUAUUGUGGCAGGGAAGAUAUACAAUUCUUAUUUAAUUUUUUCAGUGGUUGGUAAAUGAUCAUGGUUCAUUAUUUGUCCAUUGAACACCUUCUGUUUUAUUUUGAUGCACUUGUAUGUUUUUAUUUCCAAUGAUUUCCAUGUUAUGUAUUGUAUAAAAUGUUAUUUUAAUGCCAAAAUCUGACAGCUACAUUACAGUAGGCUAGAGAUUUUGCAUUCAAAUGUGACGAUAGGAUUGACAUAACCUGAGGAUUAUGUCAGUCCAUUCAGAUAACACUUAGUGUUGGAUCAUGCAGGAAAUUUGCUUUGUAAUAUUUUUAUUUCUUCCAUGGUGUCAGAAGGUAGUGAUUGGUCAGUAAGAUUAAAAAGUAGUGCUAACAUGGGAAUCUUUUCUACUUCAUGUCAUUCAUAAAAUCAUGCAAUUUCCUUUUUUUUAAAUAAACAGAUUAACAUUGGUGUGUGAUGUACAGUAUAUAUUUGUGUUAACGUUACUUUUUUUUAAUUGUUUCAUAUGUAUUUAUUAGGUUUAUAGUGUAGACAAAUUGAAAUAGUAAUUAAAUGCUUGGGUCUGUUGGCAUUUA